CCCCUUCAGCUGGGAGGGGUGAAUUGAGCAGCCUCGUUAUGGUGCCCGACGGGGCGGGGGUUAGAGCCUCACCGUGGUCUCAGAGCGGCGAGGGGGCAGGAGUUUCCCACUGGCUGCUCCGGAGCCGAAGGAGCCGCCUUCGCAUUAAGGCCACGCGCUGGUUCGGCGCAAGCCUGAUCAUAAGCCACAAGGGUGGAUAUUUUAAGGAGGAGAUUGACACUCAGAGACUGACUCAAAGAGUCCUCCAGCAAAACUUAAGUCAGCAUUCUUUUAGCAUCAGUAAAAUGGAGUUAGAAGACAACUAUGUUGAUGCUUUGGAUCCAGAGAAGUUAAUACAAUGUCCAUAUGAUCGUUAUCAUCAAAUCCGAGCCUGUCGCUUUCCCUAUCAUCUUAUAAAGUGCAGGAAGAACCACCCUGAUAUUGCCGAGCAGCUAGCCACAUGCCCCUUUAAUGCCCGCCAUCAGGUUCCCAGAGCUGAGAUCAGCCAUCACAUAUCAAGCUGUGAUGACAAAAGCUGCAUUGAGCAAGAGAUUGUGAGUCAGUCAAAUACCUGCCACAGAGAGAUGAUGAAUACUGUCAGCAUGUGGCAGCCGCCCCCGUGCGACGAAGACUGGGAUAAAGAGCUACAGGAGCAAUCAAAUUCUGUGUUCGUUUGGGGCACGUUCAAUAGUGGCAUAAACAACAGCCUUGGGUCCAGCGUAAUGAUGGAACCAAAGAAUAAGCUAAUGCCAGGCAUGAGAGCACCCAGGUCCUUGCCAUAUAGCCUAUCCUGGAAAAGCAGGACAUCAAUGACCUUCAGUCCCAAGAUGGAAGUGAAAGAGACCCCAAGAUCCUGGCAGUGUCCCCCCUGCCAGGAGAACUGGGAAGCAGAUGAGUAUCCAUGAAGAAACUCUUGUCUCGGUCACUGGCAUGUGGCACCUAUGGCUUACAGGACUUGACUGAAGCUGUGGUACUAUAGUGUAGGUGUAAUCCACCCCCUCAAGGAUGUAGCUAGGUCAGUGGAAGAGGUCUUUCAUUGACCUGCCAGUGUCUAUACCAGGGCUUAAAUUGGCUUAACUACACCUCUCGAGGGAUGAAUGUUUCACAUUCCGAAGGGACAUUGUGAGGUCGGCAUAAGUUUUAGUGUAGACCAGGCCUUAGAGCGUGAAACCACACACCAUGCUGCCUUUAGCGUUACCUGUCACUACUAUACCUUGUCUACACAUGGAAGCUGACUGGCAUUCAGUGAUCCUUCCCUGAGUACUUCAGAAUCCGUGACUUCAAUUCCAGAAUAAUUCAUGUGCUUCAUAAGUGAAGAAAUCCUGGAAUACAAUGAUGCUUGUUCUGAAAUAGCCCCCACCUCAUUGGGCCACUAUCCCAGAAUAGCUACUCUGGUCAACUCCCCCUGUAGAUAACUCCGUUUAGACCACUGUGGGCUUUUGUUUUAAAUAGGAUUAAAGGUUUGGUGUUUGUGGUGGCUAGUGUUUCACUCGACCAGUUUAACACAUGCUAGAGUAUGACUGCUUUGUCUUGACUCGUUUAUUAAACUAAGCUGUAUAAUGCAACACUUA
Molecule: messenger RNA, 1550 nt
Organism: Gopherus flavomarginatus (Mexican gopher tortoise)
Lineage: Eukaryota; Metazoa; Chordata; Testudines; Testudinidae
Product: gametocyte-specific factor 1-like
Exons: 9
Coding region: 39-884 (281 amino acids)
Source: RefSeq, a predicted model, not a curated record